Molecule: messenger RNA, 1203 nt
Organism: Nematolebias whitei (Rio pearlfish)
Lineage: Eukaryota; Metazoa; Chordata; Actinopteri; Cyprinodontiformes; Rivulidae
Gene: olfml1
Product: olfactomedin-like 1
Exons: 8
Coding region: 1-1203 (400 amino acids)
Biological process (GO): signal transduction
Source: RefSeq, a predicted model, not a curated record
AUGAUGCUUCUGUUUGUCGUAUCUCUGUGUUUGACUUUGGGAUCAGUCCAGAGCCAAGGUUCUUCCCAGGAUGCUUUCAUAAUCCAGUACCUGGAGAGAAGACUCGCUCAGGUGGAGGAGCGUCUGAAUCAGUGUGAGCAAAACACACUGAGCGUCACCCAGAAAACCUACGACCUGUCCUCUGAGAUCAGGGGUUAUCAGUCCACGCUCAGCAUGCUGAGGUCAGAAGUGAAGAGCCAGAUGGACAGUGUGUCUGCACGUGUUGAGCGGGUGGAGGGAGAGCUGGAGUAUUUGGAAAAUAAAAUUCCCACUCAGUCUGACAUUGAGAUGGAGGAGGCGCUGCUGGAACAACAGAUAAAGGCUGCAGAACUGGAGCAGAUCAAAACGAAGGCCAAGCUGAACGUAGAGAACGACUGCAGCACAGCUGUGAGUCAAAUCAAGUCCCUGAAGAUUGUGAAGAAGGCAGGAGACCCAAACGGUUCCUGGUUUAAGGACCCGUCUGAAGGAUCAGCUAAGGUGUACCUGCUCAGUGGGCUUCGUAACAACACCGUUCUGGAGUUUUCAUCUCUUGAGAACUUUGCAAAGACUUCUUCUCUUCCAGCCAAGGUGCUGCAGCUGCCUUUUUCCUGGCACGGCACAGGUCACGUGGUCUAUAACGGAUUCCUAUAUUACCACAAAGCAGAUACACCCAACCAAAUAUUGAAGGUGGAUCUACUGAACGGUACUGUAGUGGAUAGCACUCUGCUUCCAGGAGCAGGUCGUCUUCCCGUCUACAGUCUGAAUCCCAACACCUACCUGGACAUGGCUGUUGAUGAGCUCGGCCUCUGGGUUAUUCAUGCUGACCCUGAGUACGGAGGCAACCUGGUCAUUACCAAACUGGAUAAAGAAACGUUGGCUGUGGAGUAUACCUGGGAUACCCAGUGCAGAAGCAGGGAUGCUGAAGGAGCCUUCCUGAUGUGUGGGACCCUUUAUGUGGUUUACAACACACGCUUUGGAGGACGCUCCACCAUCCAGUGUCUGUACGACAUCCAUGACACCAUCCACAGCAAUGAGAGUCCAGUGAUGUUCUUCCCAAAGCGCUACACCAGCCACAGCAGCAUCCAUUAUCACCCCGGAGACAAAGAGCUGUAUGCGUGGGACGACGGCUACCAGACAGUUUACAAAGUGGAGACACGCAUCACUGAUAAAUCUGUUGCAGAGUAA